AUGGAAGGAGGCGGCAAACCCAACUCCUCGUCCAACAGCCGGGACGAUGGCAACAGCGUCUUCCCCGCCAAGGCGCCCGCGACGGGCGCGGGGUCGGCCGCGGCCGACAAGCGCCUGGGCACCCCGCCGGGGGGCGGCGGGGCCGGCGCGAAGGAGCACGGCAACUCGGUGUGCUUCAAGGUGGACGGCGGCGGCGGCGGCGGCGAGGAGUCGGCCGGGGGCUUCGAGGACGCCGAGGGCCCCCGGCGGCAGUACGGCUUCAUGCAGAGGCAGUUCACCUCCAUGCUGCAGCCCGGGGUCAACAAAUUCUCCCUCCGCAUGUUUGGGAGCCAGAAGGCGGUGGAAAAGGAGCAGGAAAGGGUUAAAACUGCAGGCUUCUGGAUUAUCCACCCUUACAGCGAUUUCAGGUUUUAUUGGGAUUUAAUAAUGCUUAUAAUGAUGGUUGGAAAUCUGGUCAUCAUACCAGUUGGAAUCACAUUCUUUACAGAACAAACAACAACACCAUGGAUUAUUUUCAAUGUGGCAUCAGAUACAGUUUUCCUUUUGGACCUGAUAAUGAAUUUUAGGACUGGCACUGUCAAUGAAGACAGUUCUGAAAUCAUCCUGGACCCUAAAGUGAUCAAGAUGAAUUAUUUAAAAAGCUGGUUUGUGGUUGACUUCAUCUCAUCAAUCCCAGUGGAUUAUAUCUUUCUCAUUGUAGAAAAAGGAAUGGAUUCAGAAGUUUACAAGACAGCCAGGGCACUUCGCAUUGUGAGGUUUACAAAAAUUCUCAGUCUCUUGCGUUUGUUGCGACUUUCAAGGUUAAUUAGAUACAUACAUCAGUGGGAAGAGAUUUUCCACAUGACAUAUGACCUUGCCAGCGCGGUGGUGAGAAUUUUUAACCUCAUCGGCAUGAUGUUGCUCCUGUGCCACUGGGAUGGCUGUCUUCAGUUCUUAGUCCCACUAUUGCAGGACUUCCCACCGGACUGCUGGGUGUCUCUGAAUGAAAUGGUUAAUGAUUCGUGGGGAAAGCAGUAUUCAUAUGCACUCUUCAAAGCUAUGAGUCACAUGCUGUGCAUUGGGUAUGGAGCCCAGGCCCCAGUCAGCAUGUCUGACCUCUGGAUUACCAUGCUGAGCAUGAUCGUUGGGGCCACCUGCUAUGCCAUGUUUGUCGGCCAUGCCACGGCUUUAAUCCAGUCUUUGGAUUCUUCAAGGCGCCAAUAUCAAGAGAAGUAUAAGCAAGUGGAACAAUACAUGUCCUUCCAUAAGUUACCAGCUGAUAUGCGUCAGAAGAUACACGAUUAUUAUGAACACAGAUACCAAGGCAAAAUCUUUGAUGAGGAAAACAUUCUCAAUGAACUCAACGAUCCUCUGAGAGAGGAGAUAGUCAACUUCAACUGUCGGAAACUAGUGGCUACAAUGCCACUGUUUGCUAAUGCGGACCCCAAUUUUGUGACUGCCAUGCUGAGCAAGUUGAGAUUUGAGGUGUUUCAACCUGGAGAUUAUAUCAUACGAGAAGGAGCUGUGGGUAAAAAGAUGUAUUUCAUUCAACAUGGCGUUGCUGGUGUCAUCACAAAAUCCAGUAAAGAAAUGAAGCUGACCGAUGGCUCCUACUUUGGAGAGAUUUGCUUGCUUACCAAGGGACGCCGCACUGCCAGUGUUCGAGCUGAUACAUAUUGUCGUCUUUAUUCACUAUCCGUGGACAAUUUCAAUGAGGUCCUGGAGGAAUAUCCAAUGAUGCGGAGAGCCUUUGAGACGGUUGCCAUUGACCGACUAGAUCGGAUAGGAAAGAAAAAUUCAAUUCUUCUGCAAAAGUUCCAGAAGGAUCUGAACACCGGCGUCUUCAACAAUCAGGAGAACGAGAUCCUGAAGCAGAUCGUGAAACACGACCGGGAGAUGGUGCAGGCAAUCGCUCCCAUCAGUUAUCCCCAAAUGACAGCCCUGAAUGCCACCUCUUCCACCACGACUCCGACCUCCCGCAUGAGGACGCAGUCUCCGCCGGUGUAUACAGCGACCAGCCUGUCCCACAGCAACCUGCAUUCCCCCAGCCCCAGCACACAGACCCCCCAGCCGUCAGCCAUCCUGUCACCCUGCUCCUACACCACUGCGGUCUGCAAAAGCUGGGGGAUAUUUGUCUUCGUGUGUUACCGGACUUUUACCAAGACUCAAUCAAUGUUAGCUAUCCCAGCUUGUGUGGAAGUACUCAACAAUGCUAGUCAAUGUAAUGUUGUCAUUAACAUGCUGGUGACAUCUGAUGGCGGGUCAGGAGCGCUCCUCCAGGCUGUGACAGUUCCUAAGAAACUUUUUGUCUUUGAUGACCUUGACUGUUUGGAGAAGUACAGCAUCACCGGCAACGAGUUUGCGGAGGUCCAGGUUCGAACCUACAAUAAACUACCCUUGCCGCUUGGCUUUGACUUACGACUCUGGUGGUCUUUUGUGGGAGGUUUUGGAACUUCAGGCAUUACAUUUGGAGGUCCCACCGAGAUCUCCCCCGAGCCCACCAGACUUCUGGUCAACGGGUCGUAUCUGAUUCUGAUCGAGGACGGAAAAAAGGAGACAAGAUGGAUUACGGGACUAAAUUGGGGAAUUUACCUGUAUCGGGGACCGCCUUACUUUGCAACUGUUAUUCAGAUAAGAUUAAAAAUAAAACCCAAAGCUUCACCAACACUAAUAAGGCCAAACCAGUCAGUAUGGCCCACAAGUAAGCCUAAUACUACCCUGCGGUCCACAAAUAAGGGUACUAAUCCUCCGGCCACUCAGGUGGUCACUGUAACCGGGACAACCCCAAGAAAACCUUAA
Messenger RNA from Puma concolor (puma), 2778 nucleotides. Lineage: Eukaryota; Metazoa; Chordata; Mammalia; Carnivora; Felidae. The record is from RefSeq and is a predicted model, not a curated record.